AUGGCCCUGGCAGGGGGUAUCCCCCUCCCUGGCACCGGAGGGACACAAGGGCCACGGCACUUGCUGCAGUCCCCCCCUGAGGAGGACGGGGUGCUCUACGUGGACUACAAGCCCCCUGCCCUGGACAGCAUCCACCUGCCCCGCUAUGUCCUGUACCUGAUGAUGGCAGCAACGCUGGUGCUGGUGGUGGCAUAUGCCAUCGUGGGGCACCUCAUCAAGGACCUGGUGCAUGACUUUGCCGACUGGGCAUUUGGGCCCAAGCCGGAGGAGAAGGCAGGGAUGGCCGAAGGCCCGGUGCUGGAGGCAGAGUGGCUGGAGGACGACGAGGUGCUGGUGGAGCAGAAGGUGGAGGAUGAAGGCAGCGGCCUCCUGCCCGGCACGGACAUCCCGCUGCAGCUGCUCGCUCCACGCAGCUCCGUCUCCUUUGCCAACUCCCCCGAGAAGAGGUUCUUCUAG
Molecule: messenger RNA, 456 nt
Organism: Passer domesticus (house sparrow)
Lineage: Eukaryota; Metazoa; Chordata; Aves; Passeriformes; Passeridae
Gene: SMIM44
Product: small integral membrane protein 44
Exons: 2
Coding region: 1-456 (151 amino acids)
Source: RefSeq, a predicted model, not a curated record